AUUAAACAUCAGAAGAAGAAGAAGAGACGCAGUUGUUUGUACCUGUCCAGGUAUACUUUUGCAACGUAUUUGAAGACUAAAGCAUGCAGUGCAAAUGGACAGAAUUGUAUGUCCUCGUUUUUUUAUUUGUACUUUCACCUCUCUCUGCGUCAGAUGGUUCUCACUCUUUGUGGUUAUUUCCAACAUACAUUCAGGGAAAAACACAAUUUCCUCAAUUUAGUUGCACAACAUCUUUGGAUGACAUCACAGUUGGAUAUUAUAAUUCAACAACAUAUAUUCCAAGAGGCAAUACGACAAAUGAGGAUGAUGUGAUUGAUUUAGAUAAAAUAAAGGGUAUAAGUGACUACAUGUAUAACUCCUUUUUGAGAAGAUCAUAUCUCUUAGGGCAAGACAGCCAAAAUGACAAUCUUGAAGUUUAUCAGACACUGGUUCUCUGUGAGCUGCUAGACCUCGACAAGCCUGGACAGAUGAUUAUCAGAGAUGCAGCCAGAGGCUCCACCACAGAUGAGCUGCGUUACUUUAACAACACAUUUACUUAUAAAGUGUUUACACAAAAUGAGCUCAAACCUCAUCUAGAAGAAUUUAAGCAGGAAGUUGCAAAUACCUUUUACCCAGUUUGUAUAACAACUCUCAAGAAUUACCUCAAAAAGAGAGAUCAUCAAAUAAAUAGAAAAGUGAAACCGCGAGUCAGACUCAUUCAGAAAGCAAACUCAGAUUCUGGAGAGUUUCGUGUGAGUUGUUUGGCGACAGGAUUUUACCCUCGUCACAUCAACCUGACCCUGUUCAGAGAUGGACAGCCUGUAUCUGAUCAUGAGAUCACUGGAGGAGAUCUGCUGCCCAAUGGUGACGGGACGUACCAGAUGAGGAAGAGUCUGGAGAUCAGUGCAGACAAACACAAAUACACCUGCUCUGCCACACACCUCAGUCUGGACAACAAACUGGACGUCACUUUGGAAUUUGAUCCUGGUGAACCAUUUAAAUCAGUGAUUCUCCCAGUGCUGAUAGUUUUGGCUCUGAUGUUGGUGUUUGGGGCUGGAGCCAUCAUAUAUAAAUGCAGGAGGAGACGAGCAGGUGUGACACGAACCAAACAAAAUGGUGAAUCAUCCGUGCCUUCAUCAAACUGUGUUUAUUCUGCUGCUUCUAAAUCUGAAGAAAACAUGUAAACAACUUAAAUGAAAGAAAUGUGUUCAGACUGUCAUUAACGUUAGACAGUACGGCAGUCGAGACGUGUUAAAGACGGUACAUGCAAGAAGACGGAAGACUCUUCUGGAGUUAUGUCAUCAAUACGUGACCUGUUCAGUGAUGUGAGCUGCAUUUACAUGCCGGAUAAAAAUGGUGGCUAGCAAGAAAACAAUCUAGCGUUAAUUUUGUCUUUUCUUGAAGAGAAAAUGAAGAAAAACGAAGAGAUGUGUAUUUGCAGCAAGUGGUGGUUUGUUGUGUCAUAAAUCGCAUCAUCAGGUGCACUCCUAUUGGUCAAAAAUUCUAACACUGACAGAAUUUCGUUGGAGGUAAUAGUGAAUAGUAUAGUAAAAUAGAAUAGAAUAGUAAAAGUGGUCAUUAAUUGGCUGUUGGCAAACAUGUGGAGAUCAGAGUCUUCAGAUUUAGGCCCAGGACCAAAGGAAUCUUUUAUGAUUCUCAAAAUUUGUCUCGGACGGCUAAAUCAUGGCCGAAAUCGUACAGUGUUAACCCGGCUUUAAUACAUAUGUACCACGCAGAUAUCUUCUCGUUGUUUGGUCUAUGAGACUUGAAGCCGCCUUCACCUGCAAGCAGCUGGAAUUCGCCGCUGAUCAACUCGCCGCUCUGCAGCAGUUUGGUCAGCUUGCCUCUCCGCUGCUCGGCGCUCUCUAGCAGCCGAUUCUGUAGUUUAUGGGCUUUGGAGGAUAACUACAGUGUUUCAGUACCCUGUUGUCUGGGCUACUCUGUCUGGAGUAUCUGUUGCGAGCCCUUCUUCAAGUGCUCUGCCCUGAUGCUUGGUCGUCCCCCUGCGUAGCGCAGUGUGAUUGUACUGUCCCCAUAUGCAUCUUGUCUUAAUUAAUAAUACGAACGACACAGUACUUGUUCCUAAGGGAACCAAGUUAUGUUAGUAUAGCUCACCAUUGGCUCACGCGAUUCCGUGCUGUCAUUGGUUCGUUUACUUUAACUUCACAAACCAAUGGCCAUGCAGUUAACACUGCGUGAUUGUAUAAAGACUUCAGAAUCGGAGAAAAAGGAGUUUUCCCCAUAUGCAUCUUGUCUUAUUAAUAAGACAAACGACGCAGUACUCGUUCCUAAGGGAACCAAGUUAUGUUAGUAACUGAAUACGUUUUUUUUGCUAAUGCUCAUAUGUUGCCAUGGUUUUUGAUUUGCCCUCAUGUGUCUUAAUUAGCCUACCUUGUUUAGUCAUGCCCUGCGUUCUCAUCCCUAUGCCCUAAUCACUUCAAAGGGUUUACCCUCCGAAGUGAGAGCUUCGAAGGGAUGAAGGGUGUAGGGGUAAAAAACUUUGAAACAUUUGAAUGGACUGAUUAAGGUAGCUGUAGUUUUGUUCAAGUACAUUGUCGUAUGGUCAUUUUGACCAUAAUAAUGUACCAAAUCUAACUCGUAUAAAUAUUACAGUAGUAUAGAAAAAUACUAUACAUACAUGUAUAGUUAAAAUCGAACUCCAAGCCUCCUGUAUCCAUUCUGUAAUGUCAAACGACUUCCCUGUGCAAAGGAUCAUGGGGGCCCAAAGUGUCCAUCAGUUGUACCCUUCGAAAUCCUUCAUUCCGAAGGGCCCUUUGAAGUGGUUAUUUUUGAGCACUAUAUGGCGGCCAUGGUUAUUUUCACUCCAAAGUGCCCUUUAGAGGGCGAUAUAUCCCAUUUGGAACGCACCGCCAGUGUGUCCCGGUGUAUUUAUAUCCAUGUUUUUGAUUCAGUCUUUGUCUGAUCUUGUCUAUGUAACAGUGGUUGUUCUGUGUAUUGCAGUUUUUUUAUUUCGUGUUAUUUUGCACUCUAUUUAAUUAAAAAGAACUGCUUGAUCCAGCUUUUAUUUUCAUCCUUGCUGCAACUGCUGCUGACAAUGUUUAUUUAUUGAUUUUUUUUUUUUUUUUUUUUUUUUUUUUUUUACAAUAACCAUUAACCUAGUUAUUGAAAAAUAAAUAACUGCAUUUGUAAUAUCUUUUCAUUCAUAUAAAGCACGGCACCUAUUUUUCACAUAUAACUACUCGUAUAAGGGUGGAACAAAAAUUGUUUGAUUCAAAGCUGUUAUCUGCCAGUGAGUGCAAAUGCUACAGAUUUGUUUAAAUAAAAAUAAAUUUUAUGAAA
Messenger RNA from Megalobrama amblycephala (Wuchang bream), 3279 nucleotides. Its product is annotated as major histocompatibility complex class I-related gene protein-like. Bases 84 to 1163 code for a protein of 359 amino acids. The transcript has 7 exons. Gene Ontology annotation, biological process: immune response. Gene Ontology annotation, cellular component: external side of plasma membrane. The record is from RefSeq and is a predicted model, not a curated record. Lineage: Eukaryota; Metazoa; Chordata; Actinopteri; Cypriniformes; Xenocyprididae.